Zasmidium cellare ATCC 36951 is the source of this 300-nucleotide messenger RNA. RefSeq lists its product as uncharacterized. Bases 1 to 300 code for a protein of 99 amino acids. The transcript has 2 exons. Gene Ontology annotation, molecular function: ubiquitin-like protein ligase binding; protein tag activity. The record is from RefSeq and is a predicted model, not a curated record. Gene Ontology annotation, biological process: protein sumoylation. Lineage: Eukaryota; Fungi; Ascomycota; Dothideomycetes; Mycosphaerellales; Mycosphaerellaceae. Gene Ontology annotation, cellular component: septin ring; nucleus.
AUGGCGGACGAGAACAACGGUACCCCCUUGGGCGAUCGACCAGAAGAGCAGCAGGCAUCUGAGCAUCUGAAUAUCAAAGUCACGGACAACAACAACGAGGUCUUCUUCAAGAUCAAGCGCACAACUCAGCUCAAGAAGCUCAUGGACGCCUUUUGCGAGCGUCAGGGCAAGUCAGCACAGAGCGUGCGAUUCCUCUUCGACGGCCAGCGUGUGAACCACUCAGAUACCCCAGACACGCUCGAGAUGGCAGACGGCGACACCCUCGAAGUCCACCAAGAGCAAAUCGGCGGCUUCUGCUAG